AUGCCAAGAUCAGAUUUGGAUAACCAAAGAUAUUUUUUCUCACUGUUUAUUAUGCUAGGUAUUUUGGUCAGGGAUAGAGUAUCGAAUGUUGAAUUGUCAAAAAUCACAAGGAGCAUCAAGAAAAUUAUACGAGUGUCAAAAUUACCUGUUGACAUUUAUGUCUCUAUGACAAUGAACAAUAUCUCACCUUCUAUAAUAGAAGCUAUUUCUAGAAAUUUAUCAUCAAGAUACUUACUAAAUAGCCAGCAUAAGGCCUUAUCAAUUAGCCAACAUAAAGUCUCACUGACAAUUUGGACAUGGUAG
Messenger RNA from Saccharomycopsis crataegensis, 303 nucleotides. RefSeq lists its product as uncharacterized. Lineage: Eukaryota; Fungi; Ascomycota; Saccharomycetes; Ascoideales; Saccharomycopsidaceae. The transcript is spliced from 2 exons. The coding region runs from base 1 to 303 and encodes 100 amino acids. The record is from RefSeq and is a predicted model, not a curated record.